Messenger RNA from Lotus japonicus, 1202 nucleotides. Its product is annotated as (DL)-glycerol-3-phosphatase 2. The transcript has 7 exons. NCBI's taxonomy places the organism in Eukaryota, Viridiplantae, Streptophyta, Magnoliopsida, Fabales, Fabaceae. Gene Ontology annotation, molecular function: sn-glycerol 3-phosphatase activity. Gene Ontology annotation, biological process: glycerol biosynthetic process. Bases 247 to 975 code for a protein of 242 amino acids. The record is from RefSeq and is a predicted model, not a curated record.
UUGCAGACAUAACAUUGGUGAAACGGUGACACGUGGAAGAUAGCUGAGGAAUUGACACGUCGGAUUUUGUCGUUCUAAACAACCUCUGCAUUGUAUCUAGUAUAGAUUAGUAUUCCCAAACAGGCUAAAAGGUAAAUCACUGAAUUGUAACCUAACAAGAAAGAAUCAGCCAUCAGUGAUAGAUCGGAGGCAGAAGCACUGCACACUAUCGGUCCCAUUUCCACGGUUCCUUCAGAAUCAGACAAAAUGGCGGAUCCCUCCGGCGCCGCCGUCUCUGCCAGAACCCCAAUCACCCACGUCGUUUUUGACAUGGACGGUCUCCUUCUCGACACAGAGAAGUUCUACACUGAAGUUCAGGAGCUUAUACUCGCUAGAUAUAACAAAACAUUUGAUUGGUCCCUCAAGGCAAAGAUGAUGGGAAAUAAAGCAAUAGAAGCUGCUAGGGUCUUUGUUGAAGAGACUGGAAUUAGUGAUUCUCUCAGCGCCGAGCAAUUUCUCGUAGAAAGAGAGGACACGCUGCUGAAACUGUUUCCAACAAGUGAUCUCAUGCCAGGUGCUAGCCGUUUACUCAAGCAUCUACAUGCAAAAGGAGUUCCAAUUGCUUUGGCAACUGGUUCUCUUAGGAAGCAUUUUGAAUUGAAAACUCAAAGACAUGGUGAACUAUUUUCUUUGAUGCAUCAUGUUGUUGUUGGUGAUGACCCUGAAGUUAAACAUGGCAAACCAUCACCGGAUGUAUUUCUUGCAGCAGCCAAGAGAUUUGAGGGUGGACCAGUAGAUCCUUGUAAAGUACUUGUUUUUGAAGAUGCGCCCGCAGGAGUUCUUGCAGCUAAGAAUGCUGGGAUGUCUGUUGUUAUGGUUCCUGAUGCAAGGUUGGAUAAAUCUUUACAUGCUGAAGCAGACCAAGUUUUGAACUCACUGUUGGAUUUCAACCCAUGUGAGUGGGGUUUACCUCCAUUUGAAGAUAAUGGAAGCUGAACUUGGGUUUCCAUUACUGUCUUACAAUCCCGUUGAGAAAAGGCGUUACAGCUUUUGAACAGCUAAAUGUAUGAUUAAUUAAUCCAUUUCCAUAGAUUUUCAGUUACAUUAUUUGAUAUUUAUAUUCUUGUGCUUGGCAAUAGUAUAAUGUUACUGCAAUCAAUGUCAGCUUGAGACAUUAGUCAUUUUUUUUGGUCAACUAGAGAGUCGAUAUAUGUUUACCUUUC